CAAUCAGCUGAGAGAACUCAGGCAGUGGCUUCAGGUCCAAGUGAUGCUGCUGCAGCUUCGUCUCCAUGGAAACGGACAAUGAGAUCAGCGUGAAGAUGAACUGGGCUCGAACCAGUCUGUCCAGUUCAGUUCAUUCUGCUAAUCUGACCAUCAAACUGAUCAAUAAUCUGACAAUCAGCAAAUAGAUUCAUCAGCCAAUCAGGAUCAAUCGACAGCCUGACAAAUUAAACUGAUCUUUAAUGAAGCCAUUUCAUCUCCUGGCUCCUGAUAGGCUCGCGCCUCUGGUCCCUCUGUGACGUCACUUCCUGUUAUGUGUUCAGGUCCUGUGACCAACGCCGUCAUCAUGGCCGUCUCAGCUAACAUGUUCCUGCCGGACAGUCGGCCCGCCGUCCCGCUGCCGCGCUUCAGCCGACACCUGCAGGCUCCUGAGGGCCCCGAUGCCGAGGGGGGCGGGGCCUGGGUCCGCCCCGCCCUCCAUACACAGGAGGAGGAGGAGUCGUACCUGCAGAAGGCUGACAGGUUGUACUCCCUGAUGCACGCUGUGAGCGACAAGGCGCUCUGCGGUGAUGGUGAGAACUCGGCGCUGCGAGUCGCUGAGCUGGAGGAGGAAGUCCAGACACUGAAGAAGGUCAACAAAGAUCUGUUUGAGUUUUCAUCUCAGCUGCUCACCAAGCCCACAUGAGCACUUCCUGUCCUACAAAAUAAAAGCCCCGUUUUGUAUCAGC
Messenger RNA from Poecilia latipinna (sailfin molly), 725 nucleotides. RefSeq names its product WD repeat domain 18 (gene wdr18). The record is from RefSeq and is a predicted model, not a curated record. The transcript has 3 exons. The coding region runs from base 311 to 682 and encodes 123 amino acids. NCBI's taxonomy places the organism in Eukaryota, Metazoa, Chordata, Actinopteri, Cyprinodontiformes, Poeciliidae.